This is a messenger RNA of Coprinopsis cinerea okayama7#130, 1398 nucleotides long. RefSeq lists its product as hypothetical. The transcript has 4 exons. NCBI's taxonomy places the organism in Eukaryota, Fungi, Basidiomycota, Agaricomycetes, Agaricales, Psathyrellaceae. The record is from RefSeq and is a predicted model, not a curated record. The coding region runs from base 1 to 1398 and encodes 465 amino acids.
AUGGCUCGAUUUUCGCUCCUAGCGACUCUAGGGCUCUUCCUGGGUUUGGUUUGGACGGCUCUCGCAGCACCCCGAGUCUCCCAGAUCGGCAACAGCCUACUCGACAACAACGGGAUCUAUUUCGUCUCUUACGAUGGCCUCGUCAACGUCAACUCUUUCCAACUCUCCAACCUACUGACAUACGGGAACUAUCAAUACGCUGCUUGGUACACGUCUUCGAGGUUUGCUAUCCUCGCAAGACGACAGCUACCUAAUGGCGGCUGGCAGACACUCCAGCUCCCGCGACAGCUCUCAAGCAACAAUUCUCACAACGUUGUGGUGAUUGGAAUCUCGCCGGAGGAUGGGAGGAUUCACGUGGCUUUGGAUUGCCAUAGUUCCAGGGUCUUCUACACGGUGUCUGAGCCAGGUUUGGCUUUCAAUGGUAACUUGAGCUGGGUAUCGAGUCGUUUUGGAGGUAUUUCAAACAAUCUUGGAAAUUUGAAUGUUGGAACUCAAGUCACCUAUCCGCAAUUCGUGGUUACGCCCGACAACCUACUUCAAUUCGUCUAUCGCUCUGGCGUAUCGGGAAAUGGUGCGACCCAGCUGGCAGAAUACCGGAACGGAGUCUGGACAAACGUCGGGUCUUGGGCCACCAAUUCGGGAAGCUACAGCGCUCGGGGUGUCACGAGUAACGCGAGGAACCUCUACAUCCAUGGCUUUACGUAUAGGAAUGGGAGGCUUCAUGUCACUGGGACGUGGAGGGAGCAAGCUGGUGGUGUGAUGUGCAAUGGAGGCGGGUUGACGAAUCAUGAUACGGUCUACUUCUACUCUGAUGAUCGAGGAAGGAACUGGAGGAACAGCGGCGGAGCUCAUAUUGCCACGUCUGGGUCGAACCCCGUUAGGGUCAGCAGUCCUGGGAUCAUCGUCGAUCCAAUCAACGCAGAUCAUGGAUUGAUGAAUCAAGAAUCGCAAGACGUGGAUUCUCAAGGACAAAUCCAUGCCAUCAUUUCCUACGUUCCGGGUCGAUUCACCCAAUGCGUCACGAGUUAUCAGCGAGACCGCACCUCGUACGCACGGCCCUUCCACGUUUUCCGCUCCCCCAACGGCAGCUUCACCAAGCGCGAGAUCCCCUUCGCCCUCAACGCCGUCGGUCGCUCUCAAAUCGUAAUCGAUAAGAACGAUGAUAUAUAUGUCGUUCUUCCAUUUGUUCGAGUCGUUUCAGCUAGCAAGUCAAGUGGGUACACCGACUGGACGAUGGUCUUUGAUGGAGUGGCACAGGGCCUCAAUGCGUUUGGGGAGGUUACGGUUGACAGAGCGAGGAUGAGGGAGGAGGGGAUUCUCUCCGUCUUCUACCAGCUUCGGAGCUCAGGGAAUAACCCUUCGCAGGUCAGGGUUAUUGAUUUCGCUUUGAAUACAUAA